GCAGUUCACAGGUGGCAGUUCGUUGAGCAGCUGAUCUAAGAUGGCGGCUAUUCAGGGGCGUUGUCUAUAUGAUUUUGAUGGUGAUGAGAGUAAUGGAGAACUGAGCUUUGUUGCAGGGGAGACUUUAUAUAUUUUGAGACAGGAUAUAGGUGAUGGCUGGUGGGAAGCAAGAAGUGCUGAUGGUAAACAUGGGCUGGUUCCUGAAACCUAUAUUGAAAUUGUGUCAGUACCAGAACCAGAGUUUCCACCUCCACCGCCCCCAGUUGUCACUAGCAGUUUACCAUCAGCUCCUCCUCUAUAUCCUUCUAAUGGAUUUUCAGGCUCACCACCAGGAUUGAGUCAACAACAGAGCUUUGAUGAUUGGGAUGAUGAUGAAUGGGAUGAUGAUGAUGGGGAAUCUAGCAAUAGUACAACAGGGACUACACAAGAUUUAGGGGGGCAAGGAAACUUUGGACUUGCAGUUCCUAAACGAGAGGGUAAGAAAAUAUCUCCUGGUACAGAAAUGUCUAAAUAUGGAACUGUCAAAAGCAGUUUUAGCAGGUUUUCCCAUUUUGCUAAAUCUGGUGGGGAAGCUUUCCUGAUGGGUCAGGCUGUUGAGAAAGUGAAUGAUAGUGAGCGAAUCAAAAUAAUUGAAACUGCUGAUGGUCCUAUGUGGUUAAAAGAAGACAGUGCUUUCACCUGUGCAGUCACAUCACCAAAGAAAGAAAGCAAAAUGAAAGGUUUAAAGAGUUACAUAGCAUAUCAUCUUCAGCCCUCAUUUAGUAACAUUAUAGUAAGCAGGAGGUAUAAGCAUUUUGAUUGGCUACAUGGGAGAUUGGAGUGCAAAUUUGUUUGUAUACCUAUCCCACCAUUGCCAGAUAAAGCUGUCACAGGUCGAUAUGAAGAAGAUUUUAUUCAAGAAAGAAUGCGCCAACUUCAAGCGUGGGUCAAUCGAAUGGUCAGACAUCCUGUCAUAUCUAGGAGUGAUGUGUUUCAUCAUUUUUUGACAUGCACGGAUGAUAAGAAAUGGAAAGUUGGUAAAAGAAACGCAGAAAAAGAUCAAUUUCAGGGUGGAAAAUUUUUCCAGGUUUUACAACCACCUACUAAAGCGUUAGAUUUACGAGAAGUUGAACCUAAAAUGGAAUUAUUUUGUAAAUUUGUCUUGAGUAUGACAGAGAAUAUAAAGACAUUAAUCACAGUUCACCAAGAUUAUGCUAAAAAACAAAUUGGGCCUUUCAAAAGAGAAUAUGGCAGAAUUGGUGCUUCUUAUAAACAACUGGCACAAACUUUUAACAUGGAUACAAAUCCUGCUUCUAGAAAUCUGACUGCUGCUAUUGAUUACACUGGAGAUGCCUUUAAUGAUAUUGGAGAAAUGUUUGCAAAACAGCCUCCCCGGGAUGCCUAUCCUUUGAUUGAAUCUUUUUAUGAAUAUAAAGGAUUGUUACAAACCUACCCUGAUGCUUUGAAAGUCCACGAGGGAGCAAUAGGAAAAGCUAAGGAGUGCCUAAAAUUACAAGAGGAAGGUAAAAUGCAAGAGACUGAGGUACAAAGUGUCUUGAGUCGUGCAGACACAAUAUCAUACGGGACACUGGCUGAGAUGAAUCAUUUUCAACAUGAGAGGGUUAUUGAUUACAAGUCUAUGAUGCAGAGUUACCUGAAGGAACAAAUUGAUUUUUAUAAAAAGUUAACUAGCAAGUUAGAAGAUGCACUACAUCGAUAUGAUAAUGCAUAAAGCAACAGAAUUCAUAAUGCCAGGAUGAUCCUUGUUACAAGAAAGUAUUUAAAUUAAUAUUCGUGUCACAUCUAAACAAACACACAUUGUUUUCUUUGUAUGCUUUAUAACAUAUUUGAGUUUCCAACCAUCUUUACAGCACUAGUAGCUUGACACAUUAUUUACAUUAGUUUUUGUUGUAAAUUUUUAUUUUAUUUAGCAGUGCCCUUAGCACUUAAAUAUUUGCCAUCAAUGUAUCUACUACAAUAGUUUUUGUGAUUUUUUUUUUGUUGAAAAUAUAGAUGAGUCUCCAUGUCAUGUUUGAUCCAGAACAGUUGCAAUAUUAAUAGAAGUGAUUUUUAGUAUAAAAAUUAUUCUGUACGAGUGUCUAGGGUUUUGUGUUUUACUAUCAAAGUUCUCAUGCCCAUAAUGAUUUAUUCAUCCACUAUAACAAAUGUAAUUUCAAAUGACGUACAAUAUAGAAAACUCUGUUAAUAAACAUUUUUUCCCUUUUGUAUGAGAUGUUUGUAUUUCUCAGUAGAGCCUACUGCAAUUCUGUAAUCAAAAUUGUUUACACUUGUUUUGUUAAAAUAAUGAUUCGUCCCCAUUGUUUGAUUAUCUACUUCACAUAGUUGAUAAUCAAACAUCUUCCACAUUGACUUAAUCUAAGGCACUUGUGCCCUAAAAACAUUAGCCUUAAACAAGACUUGUUCAUAACUUGAGCCUGCAGAAAACCCUCUUUAAACAUUCUCCUCAGUUCUUGGACAUUUGUUUUAUAAAUGGGAGUAAAAAAAUUGAAUGAAAUUUUGUAUUUUUACAUUCUUUUCCUUAUUUGGUGGUCAAAUCCUAUACUCUAUUUUGGCCAAUUGCUGAUACAAUUUUUUCUUUCAAGCUUUGUAGUUAAUAAGAAUUGAUUAAAAAAUUACUAUAUUCAAUAAGAAAAGGCAUCCAUCUUGGUUAAUGAUCACCUGAACUGUCACAUGUGUUUACCUAACCAGAGCUGAGAAGGAUUUUAAUGACUGCAGACUAUUGUUGUUUAGAGUUCAUUUAUUACUAGCUACUGAUCAUGCUUUAAGUCUUAAGAAAAUAGUUGUGAUGACUACAUAAUUAAGAACAAUUAGAAGGAAAUAAGUGAUUUUAAAGCUUAAAUAUUAACUUACUUUUAAAUUUUUACAAUUUUAAGAUUCUAAAAAACCAUUUAAAAAACCUUUAAAUGUGCUGAAGCAAAAAAACAAAACUUUCCUUAAUUAGCUGUAAUAUGUGAGUCAGAAUAUCUUCAAAUUUUAGACAUCAAUAAGUAUACUUUUAAUCUAAAGAAAGAAACAUUUGUUUUAUUUACAUGUCCAUUUACAAGGUAAUUUUAAAGGUUUUAUAAAUACAUGUUUCAGUUGGCUGAACAGCACUCAUACCUGCAUACACCUCACUUAAAGUUUAAACUUUUUCCCCAUUUCAGUCUGUCAGGUCAUAUUUUUUCGGACAUGAUUCAUUUCUGCAUUUUUGUUUGAAAAGAUUUUUUAAGUGUAUUUAAUUCUGCAUGUAUAAAAAGAAAUGUUACAUUUUAACUUAUGGAAGUAAAAUUGGAAUUACGUCAAAAUGAUUGUAUUAUGUGGUGUUUUUUUUUAAAAUAUAACCAACUUACUGUUAAUCAGUUUCUUCCAGGCAUCUCCAGGCUUUGCCACCCCC
Molecule: messenger RNA, 3373 nt
Organism: Physella acuta
Lineage: Eukaryota; Metazoa; Mollusca; Gastropoda; Physidae
Product: sorting nexin lst-4
Biological process (GO): endocytosis; mitotic cell cycle; plasma membrane tubulation
Cellular component (GO): cytoplasmic vesicle; plasma membrane
Molecular function (GO): protein binding; phosphatidylinositol binding
Source: RefSeq, a predicted model, not a curated record